This is a messenger RNA of Cicer arietinum (chickpea), 3156 nucleotides long. RefSeq names its product DNA glycosylase/AP lyase ROS1-like. Gene Ontology annotation, biological process: chromosomal 5-methylcytosine DNA demethylation pathway; DNA repair. Gene Ontology annotation, molecular function: DNA N-glycosylase activity; DNA demethylase activity; 4 iron, 4 sulfur cluster binding. NCBI's taxonomy places the organism in Eukaryota, Viridiplantae, Streptophyta, Magnoliopsida, Fabales, Fabaceae. The record is from RefSeq and is a predicted model, not a curated record.
AUGGAGUUUAACCAACAAAAUUGGUGGCUUCCGGAAACUCCUUCAAAGGUUCCUCUCCCAACGCAACAACACACCAAUGUAAAUUUGAUCACCAAUGAAUUGGACUAUAAAAAUCAAUGUUUAAAAGAUGGUUCGUUUGUCGAACGUGUGAAUUUUAACUCGUCCAAUGAUAUCCAUAUCGAAGACGGUGCCAAUAAUAUACCUAUUCAUCCUAGUCAAGUUAGUCAAGGUGAUGAUGAUAUUGAAUUGUGUUCAAAGAAAAGGAAGAUCAACUUUAACAUUGAUUUAGAAAAACCAACUAAAAGGAAGAUAUAUCGACCUAAAGUGGUAUCUCAAUUGCUCAAGAGAACAAAGAAAUCUCAUCCUGAAAGCGAUAAAGCUCCAAAACCAUCAACUCCAAGAAAAAGUUAUGUGAAAAAGACUCCUAAGUGUUCGCGGCGACCUUUAUUUGUCGAUGAUGAACAUUCUGUCUCUUUACCAUUUUUGAUUGAUUCAAAGAAUGAGCAGGUGGAAUUUGAGAAUUCAACUAUCAGAAAUGAAUUUGGAAUUGAAUACAAUUCGUUGCAAAGUUACCAAAAGAUAAAUUCAUUGUUAGGUUUGUGUCUAGUUGAGAGCAGAAGAACUGGAGGAAAUUUUCCAUAUAUGUGUAAGAAAAAAAGAAUGAGCAGACACAGACUACAUUUGCAAAAACUUUUGACCCCUUUUGCAAAGGCGAAAAGAUCAAAUAGUUUUAUUAGGAAGAAAAAAUGUUGGACAAAUUUCUAUGUUGAAGGGAGUUAUGUAAAUAGCAAAAACAUGAGAUUUUUAAUCAAGAAAAUUAUUUCUAUGAAGAAAAAAAUACAUCAAAAGACAAAGAAAAGAGUAUAUCAAAAGAAAAAAAAGUUAGAUGUCCACAAAAAAUCAGGAGAAAUAGUUCUUUAUAAACGACCGUCGUUUGGAGUUGAUGUAAUACUUGAUGAAGAGACAUUAAGAGUAUGGAAUUUACUCGUUGCUGAAAGAGGACAUGAGGAGAAUGAUGAACAAAAGCGAACAUAUUGGGAGAAGAUAAGAAACACCUAUCAUAAAGUGAUUAAAUCAUUCUUAGAUGAAAUGCGUGACAUCCAAGGUGAUAGACGAUUCUUACCAUGGAAAGGUUCGGUUUUGGAUUCUGUGGUUGGAGUUUUCUUAACUCAAAAUGUGUCUGACUCUUUGUCAAGCUCUGCAUUCAUGUCACUUGCUGCAAAGUUCCCUGUCAAAUCAGUUACUUGUGAAGAAAGCAACAUGGUUGAUAAAGAAUUGAAAGAUAAAAAAAUUGAAGAAAUGGAAGCUCAUAAAGGCAAUGACUCUUCCAAAAUUGAUAACAAUGAAGCUGAAAAUAAUUCUAGCCCCAUGGAGACAAAAUUAGAUUCACCUAGCACAAUUUCUGGUGAGAAACAAUCACCUAAUACAAAAAGAAAGAAAAAUCGGGAGGAAAAGGAGAUGCUAUUGGAAAAGAAACGUCAAUAUUGGGAUACACUAAGAAAAAUCCACACUAAAAAUUAUCGACACAGUGAUUAUGUGGAUUCUGUUGAUUGGGAAACAGUAAGAACUGCAGUAGCUAGUGAAGUUGCCAAAGCUAUUGAAAUUCGUGGCCAACAUAAUAUUAUUACUGCAAGAAUUCAGCGUGUAUUGAACAAGUUAUUGGAAACAAAUGGAAGCAUGGAUUUAGAAUGGCUAAGAUACAUUCCACCAAAGGAAGCAAAGGAAUAUCUUUUGAGCAUACAUGGUUUGGGAUUGAAAAGUGUGGAAUGCAUAAGACUUUUAACACUUCGACAUGUUGCUUUUCCAGUGGAUGUAAAUGUUGGAAGAAUUGUUGUACGUUUGGGAUGGGUUCCCUUGCAACCAUUACCAGAAUCAAUUCAAAUACAUAAUCUAGAGGAAUUUCCAGAUUCGAAUAAAAUUCAACAAUUUCUUUGGCCAAGACUAUGCACUCUUGAUCAUGAUACAUUGUAUGAAUUACAUUAUCAGUUGAUAACCUUUGGAAAGGUUUUUUGCACAAAGAAAAAUCCAAAUUGCAAUGCUUGUCCAAUGAAGAAUGACUGUAAACAUUAUGCAAGUUCACUUGCAAGUAAAAAACUUGCCUUACCAGAACCAGGUCCAACAACAAAUCAAGGGAUUGUAGUGACACAAAUGGAUCACACUGAUGCUUAUUCUUUUCCAUACUUGGAUUCAUUAAACGAUUUUAAAUCUACAUUUAUUACCAAAGAAAGUAAAGGAUGUGAACCUAUAAUUGAGAUGCCUACAUCACCCGAACCUGAAAGUGGAGAAUUGGCUGAUUUUGAAAUAAAGCAUGGUGAAGAGAUUUACUAUUGUUAUACUAACGAGGAUGAAGAUAAUGAAGACAUUGAAGAUAUUCCAAUAAUCAACCUUAGUAAUCAAGAAUCUUCAUGUGCUCCAAAGAUACAUGAUAAUUCUUAUGAAGAGUUUGACCUUGACAUUAAUACAUCAACAGCUUUAGUUGUAUUACAUCCUGAUGCUGCAAACACUCCCUUACCAAAAAUGAAAAAUGUUAGUCGCUUGAAAACGGAGCGUUUCGUAUAUGUCCUCACAGAUAAUCAUCCUCUCCUAGCCAAGCACACUCCACGAGAACCUGAUGAUCCUUCCCCUUAUCUUUUGGUUACAUGGUUAUCAGAUGAAUUAGAAAGCUCGUCUGAAUCAAAUCAGAGCAGUGUACAAGAGGAAGACAAUAGUCAAACAGUUCCAGGAACACUACUGAUACCAUGUCGAACUGCAAUGAGAGGACAUUUUCCCUUAAAUGGAACAUACUUUCAAGUGAAUGAGGUUUUUGCUGACCACACCUCAAUGAUUCAACCAAUUAAUGUUCCUAGAAAUUGGUUGUGGCAUCUUGAGAAACGGAUAGUAUAUUUUGGUACUGGAACAUCAGCAAUAACAAGAGGUUUGUCGGUGAAUAAAAUCAAGAAAUGCUUUCAGGAAGGUUUCAUUUGUGUGAGGGCAAUCGAUAUAAAUACAAGAGCUCCAAGACCUAUAUCUUCUAUAUUGCAUCGCAACACAAUAUCCCAAGUAAGAAAGGGAAACAAAGAUGUGUCCCCAAAUGAGGAAGUAUGAUUCCCAAUUAUAUGUAUUAUGUGUAUACAUUCUUUUACUCUUCAAUUAUUUUAUUAAUUCUCAUUUGCUAAA